Molecule: messenger RNA, 1045 nt
Organism: Gavialis gangeticus (Gharial)
Lineage: Eukaryota; Metazoa; Chordata; Crocodylia; Gavialidae
Gene: ACOT13
Product: acyl-CoA thioesterase 13
Exons: 3
Coding region: 54-479 (141 amino acids)
Molecular function (GO): fatty acyl-CoA hydrolase activity
Source: RefSeq, a predicted model, not a curated record
CUCUUUUAUCCCCGCGGGGACGAGGCAGCGGGCCUCUCCGCCCUGGCAGCCCUAUGGGCUCCGUCACACUGCAGUCCCUGCGGGAGAUGAUGAAAAGCCUGCUCGACUCCCCCGGCUUUGAUCGCGUGCUGGAUAAGAUGAAGCUUCUUUCUGCAACUCCUGGGAAGGUUGUAUGUGAAAUGAAAGUUGACGAGCAGCACGCAAACAGGGCUGGCACACUGCACGGAGGCUUGACUGCCACCCUAGUAGAUGUUGUGUCAACAACAGCACUGCUGUACACAGAAAGAGGAGCUCCAGGGGUCAGCGUGGACAUGAACAUAACAUACAUGUCAGCUGCUAAGAUAGGAGAAGAGGUACUGAUAACUGCUCAGGUUUUGAAGCAAGGAAGAAGCAUUGCAUUUGCCAGCGUGGAUUUAACAAACAAGGCGACUGGAAAGUUAAUAGCACAAGGCAGACAUACAAAGUAUCUGGGCUCUUAAUAUAAGGAAAUGAUCUCUAAAAAAAAAAGAAAGGUUUGCCAUAAUAUUCUGUAGUGAAUUACUCUUCUAGUUUCACAUAUCACUGUAGGCUGUUAGAUGGCCUAUAUUAAAUGGGUUGGUUUGAGUUCCAUAAUUAAUGGACUUGUGUCCAUGUCAGAAAACUGCCAUUAAAGUUGGCACUAACUUUCAGCUGAUUGUAGUCCUUCAGCCCUUGACUACUCUCCCCAACAGCUGAAGACUGAUCUGACACUUUUUGUGCCCAAAGAGAAUGACAAUAAGGUGAACCUUUCAAUUCAGGAUUCAGACUUGGUGUCGGGACAGUGUAGGAAAGCUUAGUUUUCUGGUGCCCAUGCCAGACCUGUCAUGAAAAAUGACUCUGUCUUCAAGGCUGCCAGACAAUCAAUUGCCUUUUGGACGCCAAACUUAUGAACAGACUGCAUUCUUUAUUUUGUAUAAUAAAGCGGUAUUUAAGUAACACAUCUUCACAAGCUCAUAAAUACUGACUGAAAUUGUGAAUCCAAUAUAAGAAUAUGUUGCAAAUGAAAAUAAAAUAUACCUUACUUUCA